AAUCCGAAUGAUACGGAGCCAAGAAGGAACAUGGAGGUGAACACUAGCGAGAAGAUUUACCCUUCCGUUGAUGGCACCGCCAAAACGUUCAACUCUUGUGCCGGGCAUCACCAAUUACGCAUGAAUGACAAGAAAACGAUUCAGCUCCCAAGUGUUUUAGGUGUAAGCUGUAGUUCGCCACAAAUCUUCUUGCAGUACAAAUACUCCAACGUGUCCAAAUCAAGCAUGAACGUUAUCAAGACAGUCAAGGCGCAGUGGCGAAAUCAAGAAAAGAAGAAAGUUGUCAUAUCCUCCAGCACUGGCAAUCGGCAGUCGUCAUCUGAUCCAUUCUACAUUAAGUCCGUUGAUCCAGAAGCAUUGGUACAGCAUGACCAAACAUCCUCUACUCCACCGCAAGAAAUGCCCCAUACCAAGCCAAAGAACUGUCGACGAGUUGUGGUGCUAGGCGCACCAAAAGUAGGCAAAACAAAUAUUGUACAGCGUUUCUUGCACAACGAAUUUGAAGAGAAAUACCAGCCAACAACUGAAGAUUUCCACAGGAAGCUAUACCAAAUUCGAGGGGAAACCUAUCAGAUUGACAUACUGGACGCAGCAAUGGAGAGAGAGUUUCCAGCCAAAAGAAGGCUAUCCAUACUGACAGGCGAUAUAUUUCUCCUUGUCUUUAGUGUGGAUGACAAAGAGUCGUUCAAGGAGGCCUGUGCACUGCGUCAAGAGAUCAUAGAUGCUAAAACUAAGCUCGUGAAGUUGAAAGAUAUUGCCAAAACGCAAAUUGUAAUAUGCGGCAACAAAGUGGACUUAGAAAGAGAAAGGGUUGUCCACCGGUCCGAAAUAUGCAACGCCUUCCUUGAGGAGGCUGCCGUUUUCGAGGCUUCAGCUAAAGAUGGCACGGGACUGGAAGAGAUGUUCGGAGCCCUUGCAAAGUUAGGUGGACUACCCACCGAGACCCGUCCGUCACAGCACCAAACAAUAUCCAUCGGUACAUAUCAGGAGUUGAGCACUAGCCGACGAGACAGAAGAGGGAGCCGUGUGCGCGACUUCGACAGACCUUGUGGCGCGGUAUAUUUGGCUACUCGCCCCAGUUACAGUUGUGAUCUGCAGAAUGUUCUUGGGCAAAGCUCAACGAAACGGAGCAAAGCUAUGGAGAAGUGUCAUAUUCAAUGAAUAAUGAGAUUUCUCAGUAAACAUAUUGUAGUAAUACAAUACAUAUUAUGUAUGGAGUUAUACUCUAUGGCAUCUGGCUGGACCAGAGCAAUUUUAUUGUAAAUAUUGUAUUUAAAAUCAAUUAAGUAACUAUUAUUAUUGCUUUCUUCAGUGUGUAUUCUUUGUCUCCUCACUUUGUGGAAUAGGCAUUUGCUUAUUGGUUCAACAAACACGGUGACUAAACAGAUUACUAAAAUCAUUUAUGGCCAGGAUAAUGUGUGGGUGGUAUGUGCUGGCGCUUUCAACAAACUGAUGUUGGAACAAAUCUGUAAAGAUAGCCUUCAGCUCCAGACUGCCGUCAUAUGCUUGAAGAAGACGGAUUGUUCACAUCGCGGGGGAAAUUGAAGGAGUUAAGAUUUGCAUAUGUUAAUUCCUAUAAGUAGAUUCAGUUUUACAUGACCUAUUUCUAUCUUAUAAUAUCCAUUGUUAUUUUAAUUUUCAAUUAACAAUAUACCGACUAACAUUGACUCGUUUGCAGUCUUGUAUGUGUAUUGCCUUGUCACCAUGUCUUCCCCAUGUCCUGUGCUAAGACCAGGACGGAAGCUGUCAGGGUCAUGAAUGAUAAGCUGUACAUACACGACAUGAUAUACAAGGACUGCGCUAUUGUAUUUAGCAGUUAGAUCUUUCUGUAUACCAGAUUUGGUGUCUUAUCAGUUUUACAAUAAAAAUGAGCUCUCAGAGACUU
This is a messenger RNA of Hypomesus transpacificus, 1885 nucleotides long. RefSeq names its product RASD family member 2 (gene rasd2a). The coding region runs from base 31 to 1161 and encodes 376 amino acids. Gene Ontology annotation, molecular function: GTPase activity; GTP binding. NCBI's taxonomy places the organism in Eukaryota, Metazoa, Chordata, Actinopteri, Osmeriformes, Osmeridae. The transcript is spliced from 2 exons. The record is from RefSeq and is a predicted model, not a curated record.